Messenger RNA from Cyprinus carpio (common carp), 3000 nucleotides. RefSeq names its product E3 ubiquitin-protein ligase TRIM58-like. Lineage: Eukaryota; Metazoa; Chordata; Actinopteri; Cypriniformes; Cyprinidae. The record is from RefSeq and is a predicted model, not a curated record. Gene Ontology annotation, molecular function: zinc ion binding; protein binding.
GUUUAUAUCUAAAGGUCUUUGGUUAAAGUUUCCCUGCAGCAACUUCUCAUUCUUUUGCAUCGGACAGGAUGACAACAGUGAGACGGUUUUUCUCUUUGAUCACAACACCUGGACGUCUCCCACAAAUCAAACGACAGAAGCUUACAAAAAAGACUUCUGGUGGAUUUUAUAUAUCCUACAGAUGGGAGCUUCAGCUGUCUGACUCAUCUUUAAGAGACUCUUGAGCACUUUUCAGAGUCUGAUAAGUGUCUUGAGGAUUUCUCUAGACAUGUCAUGCACUUACAGUCGACACUUGCAAACUUUAGUUGUUUCUAUGCCUUUUUCUGACAGGACCAAAUGUGGUAUAAAUUUCCUGUAUAUAUAAGUUCUGAGCAAACAAUCUGACGGUCUGAUUACAUACAAGAUACAAGAGUCUUUCAUUUAGGAUUAUUGAGCUUUGAAAGAGAAGUAUUACGUUCCUCUGAAUCUAAUUUCUUCACCGAAGCUCUUUCUAAAAAUUUCGACACAAUCAAAAGCAUUUGAUUUCGAUCCCCUCUCAAAGGGAUCAUAGCGUGACUGUGUUAGACCACGUCAUUUUCAGACAGCCAUUUCCUUUCCUUGACAAAAGUGCCAAAGUUUUCUGGUUAGCGCAACAGGAUGAAACACUCUCAAGGUUUUCAGAUGUGGCACAAAAAGAGCCCCCACACGGAGGAAAGGAAUAAGUGUUUACUAUAAACACUGAGAAGCAUAGCACAUGUUCUUUGUGAAAAGUUGCUUUCAUUAUUAUUGAUUUACUUGGGUUUCUUUUUUCUUUAAAUGAUCAUCUUAAAUGUCCACCUUUGAGUUCUGACCGCAGAGCAUGAUGUGUUUUAAAAAAGUCUAAUCAGCAUGCAUAAUUACCCGCAGUGUUUCAUUUAUCCAGUUUUCCAUUAGAGAUUGUUGUUUUGUCCAUAAACAUCAUGUCAGUUACUAUAAAUCAUUCUCACGAUGACGGUAGAACCAUUUGCAUUUCUCGGCAAUGUCGUCUGUACCUGGAAUGUUGCAGCACAGGCUCAGAACCGGCUUGACCAGUAACCGCUUCUCAAAGCCGACACGCAGAAGCGCUUUCACUCAGUACCUGUAGACAUGUCUCAAAGCAAACCUGAGGAGCGUCUAGCUUUGGAGUUGAGCUGUGCGAUCUGUUUACAGCUGUACCGUGAUCCCGUGGCCCUUCCUUGUGGACACAAUUACUGCCUGGGUUGUAUUCAAAAUGCUGCCAGCGCAGAAGAUCCCAAGUCCCCGAGACGCUGCCCGGAAUGCAGGGAAGAGUACGGCAGCCCGGAGGAGCUCCCCAAGAACUUCAAGCUCAGCAGUAUCGUGGAUGGGUUCUUGGUGGCCACGACAGGCGGCGGACUGAGAGGAGGCCCUACGAUGCCAUGUGACCAGUGUCUGGACGACCCAAUGCCUGCGGUGAAAUUCUGCACACGCUGUGAAAUGUCGUUGUGCUCCAGCCACCUCAAAAAACAUGAGGAACGGCACCGCUCGCUACACGUCUUAGUGGAGCUGCCCACAGAACGGGAUGGGAAGAGGUGCCCGGUGCACUUGAAGGUCACGGAGUACCUGUGUGCGCAGGAGCGCCUGUUCCUCUGCUCCGAGUGCUUGAUGGAGGGCACUCACCAGCACCACGAGGUGCAGACGUUCGAGGUGGCGAAGGAGGAGAUGAAGAGAGUUCUUGAGGAACUGGGGAAGUCUGUGUCUGACAAGCUACAGAUGACAGAAGCUCUGCUGAAAAGCGCCAGCGAAGGUCCAACGGACAAGGCCGAAGAUAAACUUGUGGCCAGAGCAAACAUACUGCUGGACAACAUGACUUCACUUAUAAAUACAUACAAGAGUCGUAUGAGCACUGUGAUGGACGACGAGCUUCAUUCACGGGACAAAGGCUGGCAGGCCAAUCUAUGCGAUUUGGAGGGUUGUCUACACCAGCUGCAGGAAGCCCAAAAGUGCACCGGUGAGGUUCUCUCUCAAUCCUCAGAGUUUCUCUUCAUCCAGAACUACAUCAACGUCGAAGCAAGGAUCCGCCAGGCUGCUAACGUCACCAUUCCUGCACUACCUUCCCAAGAGUCUUCCAAUGCCAAGCAGCUACGCUCGGUCCUACGUACAGACGGCUUCCGUGCCGAGAUGAGUCUUCUGUUGGAGUACCUCCAUGGCUUGAUGAACCCUCUAGACCUGACCUUCAACCCAGCCACGGCCCAUCCUAGUCUUCUGCUCUCCAGCGAUCUCAAAACAGUCAAGCAGUGUGCCGGAGUUAAGAGCAACACGGCUGGAGAUCAGAGCGAACGCUUCUCCACGGCCACUCAGGUCAUGUGCACCCAGAGUUUCUCCACAGGGGUUCACAUGUGGGCAGUGGAGGUUGGUCCUGGAUGUAUGUGGUCUCUGGGACUGUGCUAUAAAAGCAUCCCGCGCAAAGGUGACCACAGCAGGCUGGGGCAUAACACCAGCUCUUGGAGGCUGCAGUGGAAAAACAAGAAGCUGACGGCGUGCUACGACUUGGCUAAUGUGUCCGUAGGUGAAGGGCUGGUCAUGCCGCCAAAGAGGGUCGAAGUGACCCUGGAUUACGAAGGAGGAACUAUUGCAUUCCACAGCUCAGGUCAAGGAGGGCGAAGGCAGCACCUUCAUACAUUUAGUGCUGUGUUCAAGGACAUAGUGUAUCCUGCAUUCGGGAUCCACUCUACUUCAGAGGAGUCAUGGAUAACUCUUUUGAGUGGAGCUUGAUUGAUACGAACAUGCUUUCAUUUUCACUUUAUGUAACACUCUUCAUUAUCUCUGUCUUUUUUUUGUCCUUUAUGCAUUUAUUAUAUAAACAUCUGCACAUAGAAAUAAACGCCUUGGCACAGUCUAGGAAAGUGCUACAUUUAGGUAAAAUUUUAUUUUAAGGACCAAUUCUCUAUAUUAAUUAGUUGCUUAUUAGCAUGCAUAUUACCAGCAUAUUGGCUGUUUGUUAGUACUUAAAAAGCACAUUUUAAUGCCUUCUUCUGCAUGACC